AUGUCCGACUCGCGACCAGCUUCUACGCCACCACCGAAUAUGAUCGCUUUACCGAUUAACAUGGAAAAUGCGCGAAAUUCUUCCGAAUUUGCGAAUAUGACAAUUGGUGAGCUAUUGGGUAAAACGAAACGAAUGCAAAACCAGUCUCGAAUGGUUGCAGCGCAUUCUCAGAAUGUCUCUAAAAAUCAACCAUUCUCAUCCAGCGGAUUCGUUGCUUCGCAGUUAUCAAUACAACCAACAACCUCUAACCAACCUUUCAAUAGAAGUGCUGUUUCUGUGCUAUUUUUUAUUUAUGGGCAUAUAGUGUUUAGGGCGACUAGUGGAAUAAAUCAAACGAGCGCGAAUGCACUUGAACGAGUUCGCUUGGAUGAUCUCGCACAGCAGAUCGAUCCAUCAUCAGUUUUGGAGGACUCUGUUAAAGACAUUUUAUUGGAAUUUGUCGAUAAUUUUGUUGAAGAGCUUAUCGAACGAUCAUGCAAAGUUUCGCGCCAUCGAGGAUCCACUAUACUGGAAGCAAAAGAUGUUGAAUUUGCUCUCAAGAAUUAUUAUAACUUUCCUCAUAUCAAUAGAAGUGGUGGACUAGCAGCGGCACUUUUAUCACCUGUGAACAAUAGUCAGGAUAUUGCGUCGCACAAUGCUGAUUUUAAUGCUCAUAAUCAACGAAUGGCAAUGAUAAGGAAAACAAUUAAGAAACCUUAA
Molecule: messenger RNA, 699 nt
Organism: Dracunculus medinensis (Guinea worm)
Lineage: Eukaryota; Metazoa; Nematoda; Chromadorea; Rhabditida; Dracunculidae
Source: the annotation of a GenBank genome assembly